GAUCCAAGACGGCGGCGGGAGUGUUUCGGUGCUUCUCAAAGCUAAACGGCCUCGUUAUUGUUUUGUUUUUCGGCGUGUGCGUAAAAAAAUUGACAAAAAAAAAUGGAUUGACGCGCUCGCGAGAAGGGAAGAGUGCAUAGUGUCCAAUUGGUAAACGAUGCAAGACACUGAGGUCGUCAGCCCAAAGUCCGAGAUGUCUCCGUACCUCGUCUCCUCAAAAUACGGGAGUCCGUGCUCGAGUAGAUCGCAAAGCCCUUGCUUACCGGAAAAUCAUCAAACUGAUCUAACGGUCCACGAAGAUUCAACUAACAAGUUCUUAUCCGACGAUGAAAUCAGCGUAGGAUGUCCAUCCCCGGCUUUGACUUCGCCCCAAAGAAUGACUGCCAGUCCAACAACAUACAGACAUCAUCAUCACCACCAUGAAGAUCAUUCGGACGGUGAAGAUUAUUUCAAACCAUUAAAACGACUCAAAAUGGUUAACAUUGAUGUUGAAAGGCGAAUAUCACCAACGGUGGAAGUUGAAGAUCGAGGAGCUGUUGGAGUUAAAAGUUUCUCCAUAAUGGACAUCCUCAACCAUCGACCAUCUUCAAAAUCACAAGGUGGUACCACAAAAAUCGUGAGACCGUGGGAUUUGGAUCCGGAAAUUGAAGCUCAACAAAGUUUCGAACGUUUUCAUCGGCACCUAAAAGCCCAACAGCUCGCGCUUCUUAGACCGGAAUUCGCGAACUUCGCUAAUGCUAGUUACGCGUCAGAAACUGGUAGUGACCGGUCUUCUAGUGUGGCCAGUGACUGUUGUUCGCCGGAUAUUCUACAGAAUUCCGCGCACCAAAGACAAAGGCAAAAUCAACAACAGAAACAACAACCAGGAGGGACUCCUUUGGAUGCACUCUUUCAAAUGACUUCUAAGACUUUUGAUUCAAGUACUGGUGAAGCUAGUUCAGAUGGGCAGAGUCACCUAAACCUUUUCAAUUCGAGACAACAGCCGAAAAAGAAAAGAAAAUCAAGAACGGCGUUCACCAAUCAUCAAAUUUUUGAAUUGGAGAAACGAUUCUUGUAUCAAAAAUAUCUAAGUCCGGCCGAUAGAGAUGAGAUUGCCUCCAGUUUGGGAUUAACCAACGCCCAGGUGAUAACGUGGUUUCAAAAUCGGCGGGCGAAACUUAAACGGGACAUGGAAGAAUUAAAAAAAGACGUGGAAAGUACGAAAAUGUUAACGGCGCACAAGAGUUUUUUAGAGAACGUUCAAGAUUUGGGGUUGUUAAAAAAAAAAGCUUUGGUUAGCGACGAUGAUUGUCCGAAGAACUUGGUGAUAUCACCCGAGAAAUAGUUCUCUUAUUUACUUUUAUUUCGAGUCGUGUUUUGUGAUUGAUCGUGUACAUACAAAAAUUUUAAAUAAAUUGGAUGGACCGAGAAUGUGUGCUCCUGAGAUUACGUACUUAAAAAGUUGUUCGCCUUUUACAAUUUUUUUUAUUAUUUUUUUUAUACGAACUAUUUAUCUAUUAAUUAAUAAUUAUAAAUAUGUAGACAUCGAAAGGUUUUAAGACGAAAAACAUGUACAAAUGUGUAAAUAGGUAGUGAUAAAAUAAGUUAUUUCAAUUUAUUAAAAUUGUAAGAGAGAGAGAAAAAUGUGUCCAUAUUAGUUAAAAUGUUUUAACAACAAAUACUUGGUGUUAUUAUUGCUACAUAAAAGAAAAGUUUUACGUUUCAUUUCUUCUGGUUUUUGGCCUUUAAAAUAAUCUAGAAAGAAAACGUACAAAACUAAACAAAAUAAUUUUAAUUUUUUCCAAACAAAAAAAAAUUAUAUUUCUUUUUACAUUUUCUAACGGGUACUUGCAAUAUAUUACUAAAUAAUUUUAUUUUUCGUUCUUUUAUACAAACUUAACGUAAAACUGCGAUUAACAUUACGAAGAUUUUAAAGAUUUAAAUAGUAAAAAAACUUAUUUGUUGUAUAUAAAAUAAAUAAUCCUAUUAAAAUUAUUGUAUAAAAGAAUCCCCCUUUUUUCUCUUUAUCGCUAUUAUAUAUGUGAAAUAAACAUAUUCCAAAUGAAA
Messenger RNA from Onthophagus taurus, 2046 nucleotides. RefSeq lists its product as uncharacterized. NCBI's taxonomy places the organism in Eukaryota, Metazoa, Arthropoda, Insecta, Coleoptera, Scarabaeidae. The record is from RefSeq and is a predicted model, not a curated record. Gene Ontology annotation, molecular function: sequence-specific double-stranded DNA binding; DNA-binding transcription factor activity, RNA polymerase II-specific. Gene Ontology annotation, cellular component: nucleus. Gene Ontology annotation, biological process: regulation of transcription by RNA polymerase II.